AUGGCAAAACAAAGAAGCGAGGAAGGAAUAACAGAAUGGGGAAUAAGAUUAGAAACUAUUGUACAGAAAGCUAUUGAGAAAGGACAUGUAAGCGAGAGUCAAAAAGAUGAAAUGUUAAAGACAAGAUUUUGGAGACAGUUAAAGAGUGAACAGUUGAAGAAUGCUACCAGAAUGUACUUUGAGACUGCGAAGUCAUUUGAAGAAUUAAGAAAGAAAGUGAUAUUGGAAGAAUACGACAUGUUAGGUGAAGAAUACAGCAUAGAAGGGAAAGAACGAGUGGUAGAUAGACAGAUAGAUACAGUAGCCGGAGGAAACAUUUUGAAAGAUUUGGCUGAAAGAAUGACUCAGUUAGAAGAUGAAAUGAAGAAGAGGAGAGAAGACGAUUACAAAGAGAAGAAUAAGUAUAAUGACAUGCAAAGAACCGAUAGAGGGAGGAGAAGAUAUGAUGGAGAGAGACAAGGAUAUAGAUCGAAUAGAGAAUAUAGAAUAGAUAGAAGAGAUACAUAUAGAGACAAUUAUGACUACAGAAAUAGGAGGAGAUAUGAUCAGAGUGAUAGAAGAAAUGAUAACAGAAUUUACAAGGAGUACAACAGAGAUGAAGGAGAAGCUGAAUAUAGAGAUUACCGAGAGAGAAGAGAUAAAUAUGAGAAUAGAUACAGAUUUGAUAGAGACAGAAGACAAUACCAUGAAAGAGACAUAUAUAAUACAAAUGAAAGACAGUCACGUUAUAGUGGAGAUAAUGACAGAAGAGAAUAUAGAUAUACGAGAGACUACAGAUAUGAUAGACAGGAUGAUAAGAAAAACAUACAAGAACAGAGACAAAGAGACACUGAUAAUAAAGGAAGAGAAUGGAGAGACAGAGAUCGUGAAAGGACAGAUACACAAUAUUACAGAGAAAAAGAAGAAACACAAAGAAAAACAGAGAGUAAUACAAAUGAAAAGAGAAUGGAUUUAAACUCGAAGGCGUCUCUGUCGGGGGGCAGAUAGGAGGCAUGGUAGAUGACAAAAGCCCCAAGAAAACGACAUUAUAUGAUAGGAUAGUUGGGAACAACAAUGUUGGAGAUAUCAAUAUAGAGGGAAAAACAGCCAAAGGA
This is a messenger RNA of Ruditapes philippinarum (Manila clam), 1094 nucleotides long. RefSeq lists its product as uncharacterized. Bases 1 to 987 code for a protein of 328 amino acids. The transcript has a single exon. NCBI's taxonomy places the organism in Eukaryota, Metazoa, Mollusca, Bivalvia, Venerida, Veneridae. The record is from RefSeq and is a predicted model, not a curated record.